GGCUCAGAAAACAAACUCUCCAGUCCUCAAUCCUGAAUCCUCAAUUCUAAUCUCAAUCUCAAUCUCAACUUUCUCUUUCGUCGUGAAUAAGGUCCAAAAGCACGACUAAAUUAAUUAUUUACUGAAAAACUCGGGCAUUUUCCCAUUGAAAUCAGAAUCUCUAUGGGGUGAUCUUAUACCUUAUUUAAUACUGCUUCUCUCCGUCUUCGCGCGCAUAUGCUUUUGUCGCCGCGUGCAACCUUCAACAGCCGUGUUGUACGCAAAUGAUCGUCAUACUUAUCGACAUGCAUUUGCGCACCUCGUUUCAUUAAUGUUCACAGACAUUUUCGAGCUGUUUUUCAUUGCCUCUAAACCUAAUUUAACCAACCAGAAGCUACUAGGCAUUGUCACUCUAUGGAGAGAAAGAGAAAGCUGCCCGCGAGAGCGGCUGCCAGAGUUGACCAUGUCUCGAAGAAACGAACUGCCACGCCUCCAGAGAGAUCCUUGACUCCCGCGCCAGCGCCAGCCUCAGCGCCCGCAUCAACUCCUGCACCAACUGAAGUCGUUCCCGAAGAGCCGCCAUUACCCAAGUCUAUUCAGGCGGGAAAUCCCUUGCCGACCGUGGAGCAUUCGCAACCCGAAGACCUCUCAAAUAAAGACUACCAAUCCAUCCAAGAAAGUGGCGUACUAGCUGAAUCGCUCUCCAGAUCACGCCAGAAAUGGAUCCACGAAGGCAUUUUUGAAAAGUACUGGAUCAAGCCUACCAAACGAAAAGGUGUCGUUAAGGAAGACCCUAACAAUCCUCCCAAGGAUACUAUGACCAAGAUCGGCCAAGUAUCUAUUAUUGUCGAGCCUCACGUUAUCGAGGCCACCAUGUACGCUGUUAAGGACCCCAAACCAGCGCCUACCACCAACUCUACCUUUCGGCCUGUCAUCCAGUAUGGCCCUCCGAAUGGCGCCAUGCCUCCCCCACCGAAGCCGAGCGCACCAUCUACUCCAAUAGCACCACCUAACUCACCUUCGCCCUCAUACCCGCUAGCUCAGGCGCCACUCCAGCCGCCAUCGGCAGCAAGAGCACCGACAUCAGCCCAGACCCAACAGCCGCAGCAUUCAGACUUGCAGAGACCUCCAUCCUCUACCACCCUCCCUGGCAAGCCGCUAGCUUCCCCUCGUGGCCUAGAAUCUGUCCUUGCAGCUCCUCAGCACCCAUCAACGUUACCUCCCACAACAGGCCCUUCACAACAAACAAUACCACCUCAACAGAAAGUUUCUGCCCAACCAAGUUUGAUUGGGAACCGGCCAUUGCAUGCCCCUAGCCCAACAGUAAAUCCAGCUACCUCCGGACCAGGGAUUACCACCGGGACCAAAGCUCCUACUCCAGCAGCGAAACCAGUAACUCCAGCUGCCCCAGGUGCCGAUCCUAUCAUAGUCACCCUGGCGGAAAAAGCGUCGGAGGAUCCAUUACUUCGGGAACUUAUGAAGCGUGUUGCUGUUGGAGAUGCCCAGCCGCAUGAGCUGACACACUUCCAAAAGAUUAUUGACCAGAUCACUCACGAAUACAAAAAAAAGGGAGGACAGCAUGGCCCUUCAGCAGAUCGGCUCAUAGUGGAUGGAAGGACAGUCAAGUACUUUGCCAACGAAGUUCGAACCUUGCUCGACAUUGUUCUCGUUUCCAAUCCACAACAGAAAUCAAGUGACUUGAAGCCGCCGCCGGGGUGCGACCCCUUGCUUAUACUCCUGCUUAAGAAGGCUUUGGAUGACUCAACCACACGAGACAUUGUCCGAAGAAUAGCUAGUGGCAAGCCAAAAUUUACAGAUACCACUGAUUUGAAAUCAACCCUUGAUUCGCUGAACAUUUUAGCAAAGGAAGCUACCAAGCCUGACCCCCUCCGUGCUUCUCAGAUUCGAUCGACAAAUAAGAUAGAUAGUCCGACUGCGUUGAAUGACGCUGCUACUAGAAAACCGUCGCUUGCCGCACCAGCGCAACCUCACCAUGUACCCACAUCACAACAAGCGUUGCGAUCGAAGGGGCCACCGCCCUCUGUCAAACCUGAUAUUUCGGCUAUUGUGCUUGAAUUUUCUGGUGGCACUGGUGACCGAUACUUGUUUCCCAAGUACAGCAUCCUCGAAUAUGUCAACCCGAACCAGGUUAUUGCUUCAUUUCUUAUCGUGCGCAAGGGAAGCAGACUGGAAUAUGGAGGAGAUCCCGUCUUGGACUACUAUCAGCCUGUGACCGUUCGAUUGCAUGCGCAGUCAGGCAAGCAGCUUGAGAAUUUGGCAAGGGUGGUUGCUCCUCAAGAUGAAGUGCGGCGUUAUAUGGAUGAUGUGAUGGACAACAUGACUCGGGCUGAAUAUGUACUACUCGCAAUGCGUUUGCCGAGAGCGGACAGGGACGACCCGGCCGAAGAUGGCUUCGGCACACCGAAAGCAGAUCUUGCAAGCCAACCCCAGCAGCCCGGAGUAUUAUGGGCUGGCAAAGCAUCCUCCGGAGCCACACCACCUCAGAAAAAUCUGGCAAAGCCGCCAGACGAGGACGAGCAGUACCAGAGCUUCAUAACGUCAGUAACUUAAAGACCUACGACAGACUAGGUAGUGAAGGCUUCCCAGGUAUUGCAUGAAUGAUCUGGAGUUCCUUGGGAUUAGAGGUGGGCCAAGAUGCAGCUCUCUGAAAUUCGAGCGAUGGCUGGAGUGAGGGGUUUGGAGGACGGUUGAACGGACUUGUAAUUCACUACAUUAGAUACCUAACCUGGCGGAACAAGGUGUCCUUGCGCUCCACGAGUCAUCACGAAGCAAAUAAUACGAGGUCAAUCUCAACAUAUGAUAACCACCAUUUCCACUAAUUCUUGGUAAUGCCUAGAUUUGUAGUUGUUCUCU
Molecule: messenger RNA, 2853 nt
Organism: Hypoxylon fragiforme
Lineage: Eukaryota; Fungi; Ascomycota; Sordariomycetes; Xylariales; Hypoxylaceae
Exons: 2
Coding region: 394-2550 (718 amino acids)
Biological process (GO): chromatin remodeling
Cellular component (GO): Swr1 complex
Molecular function (GO): ATP-dependent H2AZ histone chaperone activity
Source: RefSeq, a predicted model, not a curated record